Molecule: messenger RNA, 902 nt
Organism: Sphaerulina musiva SO2202
Lineage: Eukaryota; Fungi; Ascomycota; Dothideomycetes; Mycosphaerellales; Mycosphaerellaceae
Product: signal recognition particle, SRP9/SRP14 subunit
Exons: 3
Coding region: 1-417 (138 amino acids)
Biological process (GO): SRP-dependent cotranslational protein targeting to membrane
Cellular component (GO): signal recognition particle, endoplasmic reticulum targeting
Molecular function (GO): endoplasmic reticulum signal sequence receptor activity; 7S RNA binding
Source: RefSeq, a predicted model, not a curated record
AUGGCGAAAGCACAUCUCGGCAACGAUGAGUUCUUUACAAAACUCACUUCCCUAAUUGCUAAAACCCAAGAAAAGGGCCACGGCUCCAUCUUCCUCACACAGAAACGAUUGACCUACCCCGCAUCAACACCAGUCAACCCAUCGCAAACCCUCGACCCUCUCCACGAUCUCAACCCUCCGUCAGAUCCUCUCCCCAUAAUCAUCCGAGCCACAGACGGGAAAUCACAGUCCAAAGACUCGAAAAAGACCACCGCACAAAAGAUCAAACUCAGCACUAUUGUCCAGCCAGAUGAUCUGGAAAGCUUCUUCGCGAAAUAUGCAGAAGUGUGUAAAACGGGAAUGCAGAGUUUGAAGAAGAGAGAUCGUAGUAAGAGGAAGAAGGUCAAGGGGAAGGCUGCUUCGGCGAGUAAGAAAUGAUCAUAACGAAGGGGCGGAGAAGUUUUUGAAAGCUAGCGGCACCUAGAGAACGGGAUAGGCGGACGAGGGAUUGAAGGGGGUGUGGUAUUGGAGGAGGAGGAGGAGACAUCACACCCGCGAAGAUGUCCCGAGAGGGCAUGAUAUGAUGGACAUGAUGUGGUGGACAUGAUAUGGAUGAUGAUUCAUGGCUGUCAGCUGGAUUCAAGAAGGCACCAUCCAAUGAAGCGAUGGGCUGUACGUGGCUUUGAAGAUCUGAGACACCGAAGACUGCUUGAUCGCGAGGAGAGAGUAUGCGAUGCAAUGUCUCGCCGACUUCGCGCCCGAGGUCAGCAAGGCUUCAUAAAUUGCUAGCAGGAUAUCGUGACUGCGGUGCCUAAGGUCUUGCCCCCACAUUCAAACAAAAAAUAGCUGGAUCGUUCUCAUAUUCGGCCAAAUUGUGCGAGAGGAUAGAUGGAUGCUAUCCCAAAGCCAUCAAUCGAAAUGCU